UUGCAUUUGACGGAAUUCCUUUUUUAAAUUAUUUUUUUUUAAGUGACAGUGACAGAUCGUAUACAGCCAGUAUUUUCAAUUUUAUCAAUUCGAGUGUUGUCAUCAACUUGUAGGUUAUAGGGCUAUGUCACACCGUUAUAUGUAAACGAGCGAUUCGUAUGCACAAAAUAGGGAAUUGAACAGGUGUCAGUGAAAUUUAUAACACUGGUUUGUUGUGUAACGCUAGAAACGAACGUAAAAACGUGUUAAUUCAUCGAAAACUGUUGUUAGUGGAUUUCCUAUGAAAGUGUUAUGAUUCAGUGUUUAUGGAGAUGCGCGGGCGCGUGUGCGAUCGAUUUUUAGUGUUUAGUGAUCGUUAACGUAAGCAAUGAGUGUCCCUAAUUUGAGUGCUGACCAAAUCACUGAAAUCGAAGCAGCCGAAGCUUGCAAAUGGCUGAGGGCAGCUGGUUUUCCGCAGUAUGCGCAGAUGUACGAAGACCUCCAAUUCCCGAUCGACGUGUCUGGCGUGCAGAACGACCACCCGUUCCUAGACGCAGACUCGCUACAGUCCCUGUUCCGGCGGCUGACCGCGCUCAACAGAUGUGCCAACAUGAAGCUAGAGCACCAUCACCAUCAGAAGAGAUCGAACGACUCUGACGAUGAGCAGUGUGCUUUGAGUGAUAAAUGGCAAUACGAGAGGAAGUCGAGAAGAUGGUCGAGAGUUGUGGAGAUCACACCGCAAGCACAGAGGAGACUUCAGGUUAUAGCAGCCCGGGCGCUCGCGGAGAGAGAAGCGAGAGAAGCCCGGGGGGAAAUAGAAGAUGACGAGGAUGAAACCCUACCCACUAUCAGGGUGGGGCUGGUGGACGCGGAUGGGCAUUAUACUGACGUCGAACCAGAUUUAUUAACAGUACCAGGUCAACAGACGCACAUACAGUUACCAAGCGAUAAAGAAGAUGAAGAGGACACAGGAACUAGGUUUAGGCGAACAGGAUCUGAAAGGUUACGGGACGGAGCGAAAGCUCUCCUCCGACGAGUUGAAUCUCUCAAAACAAGAAGAAGAAAACGGCAGAAUAGAACAGAAGUUAUAGUCUCGUCGCCGCAUUUUCUGGACGUGCAGGAUAAAUACCCAGAUUUGAAUUACAUAGACAUGACGCCGACAACACCAUCGGCGUUUCCCUUCCCAGACUUCCAUAGUUCGCCUUUACACACGCCAGCUAUUAGAACCCAGCCUCCUUCGCCAAUGACAAUCAUGCCACCGUCUCCUAUAGCUCCAGUAGAACAAUCUUUCGUCCUUCACGCGCCGUUUGGUGACGACAGUUCGAGUUACGCGUCAGAUGGCAGCAUGGGUUCUAGCAAUAAAAGUUCUAAGUCAAAACUAGGUAGGGCCAAGAGGAUAUUCCACAGAGGACUGAAGAGUGAUGAUUCAAGUGCAUUGAGUGACUCGGAAUGUCAGCCGGCCAGUUGGAGACAUAAUUACUAUAAGGAGCAUAAUACUCAUCAUACUACAGAGGUAUACGUAGAGCCACCAUCACCAAUAGACCUGAAACCGGACCCAGAAGUUUUGCGAGAAGUGCAAAAAUCACCUGGCCAUACACCACAUCGACGGCAAGCCAUUAGAACCAGCUCACUAAAUUUAGGAAAAGACGGCCAAAAAUUUCGCGAUCGCAGCUUAAAGAGGGAUAAAUCAGCGUCCAGAAGUUCAGAACUCGACAGCAGUCCGAAUUCAGCUGGAUCCAGGUCUCAUGAUGGUGACCAAGACGAUGAUGACGAUAGCCUUGAUCUUAAGACUAAAAAAAACAACAUACAAAGGUGGUAUUCAUUUAGAACGAGUGCUCUCAACGGCGGGCCGAAAGCAAACAACACGUUACAGCCAGCGCCGAAUCAGAAAAACCCCGAAGCGUAUUUAUCACGACCUAUGUCAUCACUAUCGUGCGGCCAACUGCACAUAUUACGGAAACUAGCUCUAUUGCGGCUUACCGCGUGUAUGGAGCGAUAUUGUCCUUCACACAAAUCUGGGUGGAACUGGGAAUUACCGAAGUUGAUAAGGAAGAUUAAAACGCCUGAUUAUAAAGACAAGACAGUAUUCGGAGUACCUCUCACAGUGUCUCUACAGAGGACAGGACACUCCUUGCCGAAGCCUAUACAAUGUGCACUAAACUGGUUGAAACAGAACGCUAUGGAUCAGAUGGGUAUAUUCCGGAAAGCCGGGGUAAAAUCUCGUAUAGCCAAACUCCGCACAAUGGUAGAAUCAGCGGGCGCUACAAAUGGCGCCUUUGCAAUCGAGAACAUCAACACAACAGACCCUGGUCUAUGCAGUUUGAGCUUUGACGGUGCGCAGGCGCAUGAUGUAGCUGAUGUCGUGAAACAGUACUUCAGGGAACUACCAGAUGCAUUGCUCACUAAUAAACUUAGUGAGACGUUCAUUGCUAUAUUUCAACAUGUUCCUGAACCCUUACGGCCAGAUGCAGUGCAAUGCGCUUUGCUAUUGUUACCUGAAGAACACUUGGAGGCUUUGCAGUCUUUGUUAAUAUUCUUAGCAGAGGUGGCAGAACACUCAGCAGUGAACCAAAUGACGGCCUCUAACUUGGCAGUCUGUUUCGCGCCGACACUGCUGCGGCUGCACCACGCGCCGCCCGCCGGCAGCACUAAGGAGGGCAACUCUAAUCGGAUGAUAAUAGAAAGCGUAGCCGACCAGCGCCAGAUCAGCGAAAGCAGAGCAGCACAUGCCUGUCUCUUAUUACUCAUACAGAAACAUGCACAGUUGUUCCUAGCGCCCGCUGAUAUGCUCGCACGAUGCAAGUUCAACUACUUCGAGGAAAGUGUGCCUGUUGCCCUUGAAGAAUUAGGCGCAGACUUCAAUCAAGACUGGAAGGGAUUCCAGCAAGCCUGCAUCAAAGCACUUUUAAAAGAAGCCAAAGAAAAAACCCGCGGUUGGAUGUCCGUAUCGGGCGCAGCUACACACGUGGAGCUGUGCUGCAAGAAAGUGGGAGAUGGUCAUCCGUUACGCUUGUGGCGGGCCACGACUGAUGUGGAGGCGCCGCCGCAGGAGGUUAUGCAGAGGAUACUCCGAGAGCGACAUAUUUGGGACGAUUCGUUGGUGAAAUGGAGGGUAGUUGAAAAGUUAGGGCCCAAUGCAGAAGUGUUUCAGUAUAUCACAGCUUCGAGUUUCAAUUUACCACCGAGAGAUUAUUGCGUUUUAAGAUCAUGGCAAGGCGGUGGAGGCGGUGGCGGGUGGUGUGCGGUCGCCGAAACGUCUGUCGCACACACUGGCGCUGACUCAAGUGUUGGGGCGGGGGCGAGGGGAGUGGUACUGGCUUCUCGGUACCUCGCGCAACCGGCGGGGAAAGGGAGAAGCCGGCUGGUGCAUCUUGCGAGAGUGGAUACUAUGGGCAGAACACCGGAAUGGUAUAACAAAUGCUACGGCCACAUCUGCGCGCUGUAUCUAGCUCGCAUCCGAGCCUCCUUCAAGCACAAUACAGAAGGCCCUGAAUCAAAUGUAUGAUCAAAACAUUCCACUUAAGUCCAGUCAUUUGACUCGACUUAAGUAUGACAACAAUUGUGUGUCUGCAGCCUAACAAGGCAAUCAUGUAAAAUACUUUACAUUGUGGUUUUGAUGAUAUUAUCCAUACUCAAUAAAUAUUUUUAAAUGUUUAUUACCAGCAAAAUGGUAAUAUAGGCGAUGCAUAAUAUUUUUAUCUAAAUAUACUUUUAGAGUUACAAAGUGUAUUUACCUACCUCUAUCUAUGCUCUGUUUACAUGAGACCAAUUAUUUUGACCGUGACAGAAAAAUGCCAAAAAAAAUAAUUUUGAAGUUAAUUAGUGGCAAUAUUUUCAAGUUGGUUGCAAUUUUGUGUCUCAAGCUAGUCAAAUAAUUUAACACUUUUUUAUAAUGCAAUAAUAGACGUAAAAUUAAAAGAAAGAAAAGUAUUUGUAUAUGGCAAUACCAGAAAUAUGUAAAUAAUUAAUUUUAUUUCUGAUUUUGCAGUAAUCAUCUAGUAAGUGUAAACUGGGCAUAACUAAAGUUUAUCACAACCCACUCAUGGGACCUACCAAAAAUCCUGACUGUAUUUUUAAUACUUUUUACUAAAGUAUUAAAAUUUCCCUGGUGCAUAAUGUAUAUAGUUACAUAAUUAAUAUAAGCAUCACAAUUUUCAAUAUACUAUUAUGAUGGAUGUAAUCUCAUUAUAUUUAUUAAAAGUAAAUGUUUUACCAAUCCUUAAGAAGUUAUCAUAACAUAUCGCUAGUCAUAAUAUAUCUAUGAAGUAAUAAAACAUAUAACACAUUAACCGUACCUGCCCUGUGUUCAGGAAAAUAUAUAGUAUUAUAUAAAAUUAUUUGUAUAUUCAAUAUUGUAGGUACUUAUAAUUUACCACACUGGUGGGAGCUUUCAAGAUUUUGAAAUGUAAUUGUUGAUGUUGUAUGGACGUUUAUGUAAAAAGUCUGAUUGUAAAUAGCUUAGAUAGUAAAAUGUGACCAUCACAAAAUUCUAGAUUUAUAAAAAGGUCUUUGGGGAGUGUGACAUAAUGACUACCCAAUAUAAUAUAAACUACAUAACAAUAUUUGUGUAGUGUUAAAUGUAGUUUAAAUAAUAUAAAUAAAUCUCGUGCAAUUUUAUGUCACAUUCCAUACAGACAAUUUAUUUUUAUUCCUGUUGUGGAAGAAAAUGAAAGCCAAAUAUCACAAUAUUAGGUUAAGAUAAUGUUUGUAAAUAUGAUGCAAUGAUAUUUUGAUGUAGUAAUCUCAAUAAUUUAUGUGUUGUUAGUUACCUGUGGAAUCACAAUUUUAAUAUAAAUGUUGGUGCCCGUAUGAAUAAGAUAUUUUUCCUUAACUAUAUAUUAAGUAAUGUUAUUAUAAAGGAAUAUUUGUCUGCACAUUAUCUAAAUAACACAAUUUAAAAUAUAUUAUGUGCUUGCAGUAUAAAGUAAUAAUUUAUUAGUACAAGUUCAAAAUACAUACAUGCAGCCAUACCAAAUAAUGUCCAUUGUGAAUCCAUACUUCAUUUUCAUUCCGUAUGUAUUAGACAUAACUACCAAUAAUUGAAAAUGAUAAUAUUUACCCACUUUGUCAUUCCAAUUCACUGAGUAUGUAUUAUAUAAAUUAGUGUAAAACCAUUUGUAAAACUCUUAACUCAAUCACCCAUAUCAGUAAUUAUUUUUUCACUUUUGUCCAUAGGAAGUAAAAUCAGUAAAUAAGAAAUAUACAGAAUGUAUCACAUGCAGAAUGUAUGGAAUUCGUGGAAUUAAUAAAAAUCUUUUAUCACGUUCAUUAUUAUAAAAUUAAUAUUCCAAAGGGAUUUUUGAAUUCAUUCAUCAUUUGAAUUUUCAAAUCAUAUUACCGCGUAAAAUGUUAUCGAAUUACCUGACAAUGGCAACACAGCCAACAGAUCAGCUUGCGAUAAAAUAAAUAUUAUCUGUGAUUCAAAUUCAAAAUAAGUUUAUUUGAACUUAAUGAAACAUUGACUCCAAAAUUAUUAUAAAACCUAGCUUUUGGUGUUUACAAUAUAACAUUUUUAAAAUUAACUACCUAUUUCAAUAUAAUAUUAAAUUGUGUAAUAUAUUAGUACUUUACAAAAAUACAAAUGAUAAUAAUAAUUGUUUUAUUAAUUCACUAGACUGACUGCAUACCUACUGACUGUUAAAUUUUGCCAUUGCACGCACUCAAUGUUACUGCUGGACUACAUAAUUAUUAUUAUUCAUUCUUAAAAUACUCCAUAUUUCCAUAAUGUACGAUAAUGUGUGUAAUAUAAUAUUAUAAACUAAUUAUUGCAUUGUGAUUUUAUUCUUUAUGAAUUAAAUGGACCAUUAUAAAGUGAAA
Messenger RNA from Colias croceus (clouded yellow), 5796 nucleotides. RefSeq names its product rho GTPase-activating protein 7 (gene cv-c). The record is from RefSeq and is a predicted model, not a curated record. The transcript is spliced from 20 exons. Gene Ontology annotation, molecular function: lipid binding; GTPase activator activity. Lineage: Eukaryota; Metazoa; Arthropoda; Insecta; Lepidoptera; Pieridae. The coding region runs from base 368 to 3484 and encodes 1038 amino acids. Gene Ontology annotation, biological process: signal transduction; regulation of Rho protein signal transduction; actin cytoskeleton organization.